UAACAACAGUUGCUAUGUUUACGUUGUCAUCGGAAACCUUUCGUGAAGAAAACCUUAGACUUCGGUGAAAAUUGUGAAUAAAAUCCACUGUUCUGUCAGUCACCAUGUCUGGUGCCGCAACCCCUGACCAGUCUGCCUCAUCGGCAGUGUCUGUAGCUUCAGCUGAUAAGAAGUCAAGGACAGAGAGCACAUCUCGCCAGUCUGGCAGAGUAACCUUUCCUCAUUCAAUCAAGUCUGCCUCGGAGCAAUCCGCCAUUUCAGAAAAUGGAGAACUCCCACCAGAUCACAAUCCAUUUACCAUGCCUCCUGACAACGACAUCUUCAUGCUACGGGACAAAGAGAGGCAGCGAAAGAAAGCUGAGCGGAUCAAACAGCGUAGCCUCAAGGUGCAUGAGAAGACAACAUACACCUCCCGCGUCAACGCCCUAAGGUCAUCUAUGCGCAAGCCCCUGGCCGACCUGGAUGCAGAGGAGGAGAAGACAGAGGAGGUGGACGAUAAGGCACUGGCCGUCAAGGAUGACCCUAGCUUCACCCUGGCUGUCACAAGGGACCGCCACAUUGAGAAGGAGAGUCUGACGGACUACAUCGCCAAGAAGCGGGAGAUGUUCCUGGUGCAGUACUCGCUGGGGGUCAAGCGGGAUGAGAUGCGCAAGCUAGAGGAGAUUGCUCAGGCCGAGGAGAGGAAGCUGGAGCUGGCCGAGCAGUAUCUGGAGGAGGACGCAGCCAUGUUUGACGAGUUCCUCAAGGAGAACGACAAGAACUCAGUGGAGGCUAUCAAAGUCGCUGAAGCCGAGACCAAAGCCAAACUGGAGAAAGUGGCCGAGAUAAAGAAGAUAAAUGCUCAGAUCAUGCUCAUAAGGAGUGAGAUCUCCAAGAAUGAGGACCUUCUGAAGGAGUACCAGCUGUACAAGAAGUUCCUGGACUCCCUGACUCCUGCGGAGUGGAGGGAGGAGCACCGUGCACAGCGACUAGAACGGCGGCGGGAGAAACACAAGGAGCGGGGAGGUGACUCAUUGGCCAAGAUCACGUCAGCCACCCGCCGGAAAGCUGGGACACCAAGCACUGAAGCCAGAUCAGGUUCCCGUGGCAGUACCUCCAGGGCUUCUGCCAAGCAAGCCCCUAGCAAAUCGGGGUCAGCGACUAAGAGGUCGUUGGCCCAGACUCCCACCAAGCAAGACACUGACAGUUUGAAAUCGGGAGAUGGGGAUUCUGACUAUGAGAGCGACGAGGAGCCGGAGUUGUUCUUCACUGACCCCCAGCAGCUCCUGGAUAUCUUUGCCGAGCUGGAGGAGCAGAACCUCUCACUGAUCCAGAACAGCCAGGAGACGGAGGAGACACUAGAAGAGAUAAGGCAGAACAUCAUGGCCACCGAGGGAAAGAUGAAUAUUGAGACAGCAACCCUGACGCAGCAGAUUGACAUGCUGAAUAGCCAGAUUGAACGUGAAGAGGAGAAAGCCAGGGACUUGGAGCAUAAAUCCAAGUGCAGUUCAUUCGAAUGGAUGUUUUCCUUCGGUGAAUUCAAAGCAGAGGAUCAGGAAGCAAUGCUGGACACUCUGAACAGAAAGGUGGAAGAGGUUUACCGGAAUUGCAUUGGUGACAAUGAGGCAAACAUCAGUACGUUGCAGAUGCUGACCAACAUCGAGAACCGACUGGAGGAGUUGUUUGAGAGUGUUGAAACCAUGCCACCAGAGAAAGUGGAGGCAGCGGAAAAGGCCAAAGAGAAGGAGCGUCGUCUUCGACAACGGGAGGAGAAGAUUGAGGCCCAGCGGAUCCACCAGGAGGAGAGGGUGAGACGAGCCCUGGAGAGAGCCCAGGCAGACCCCAAGAAGAAGACUGGUCGGAAGUUGGUGUUCCGCUCGGAGCCGCCUCAGACAAAGCGCAAAGUGGACAUGUCUAAGCAGAAAGCAGACAAAGAGGAGGAGGAAAUGGCUUAUUUCUUCACAUAAGACAGUGGCACCCAACCAUUAAAAAAGAAACGCAUCCUCGUAGAGUCAUAACCCUGACGCUAUCGCCCGCUGUUCACGGCGGCUGAACCCACUGACGCACCUCAGGUUGGAGUUCGCUGUGACCGGCUCGGAGCAAUAGCCAUUGUCCUUUAACAUGGAAUUGAACUCAUAACUUUACAUGUACUUGCCACAUCGGGGCAGUGUUAAGACCUUGGCCCUCCCCUAUCCCCUCCACCUGCUAGCCCCGAUCUACACCUCCGUGUGGACCUCCGAGUCCGCACAAAAGAGGUCCACAUAUCUGUUAGCCCAGAAGACAUUGCGUGGACUCACACACGUCCACACAGUGAUUUCCCUUCUCUGAAAAAACACUCUUAAGAGGCAUUUUGGGAUCAGGGGUAUUGCGUUUGAAAUGGAGAGGAGCAGUCCAGGAAAUCACCGCCAAAAUUAAUGUCCACACUUUGUAUGGGAAACAAUACGUGUAUAAAUAGACUGUGUAACUGUUGUGGCUGUAUAAGCAUGUACCCCCAGUCAUUUCCACCAUGAAGCAUCUCAUCUAGACUUCAGUGAUUAUCAACCCAAUAAGCUUAUGCACAACGUUUGCACUCGACAAGCAAAUUUCCCUUUCCAGGGUGCAGUUAUAGAUGGAGAAGUUGUACUUGUGGCCAAUACCCGACUGUGGUUUUUUUUAUAUAGGCGUUUAAAAGCUCAUUUAUUUUCAUUUGCGCGAUCUCCCUCUGACGUCAUGUCCAUUGUAACAGCCGCUUUACUUGACAGAGAAGUGGUUGGAUUUGUAGCUGCAUCGAAGGAGCGGUGACUCUUCCAUUUUUCAUUAUCCAGUUUUUUCUUGCAAAAUAUGGUGAUCCGUCCAAAGCCUUCUAAAAUAAAUUAUUUUAAUUGGAAUACAUGUAGAGGUUAUUUUUGCGUGAGGGAUGGUUUAUAUCUUCCUGUAAACGUCUGUUUAACAAAAUUCCAUCCAACAUUAUAUUAACUGUGCUUCUGGAGAAAUUAAAAGUAAUUCAUGGAAUUUAAAAUAAA
Acanthaster planci (crown-of-thorns starfish) is the source of this 2981-nucleotide messenger RNA. RefSeq names its product cilia and flagella associated protein 100 (gene cfap100). NCBI's taxonomy places the organism in Eukaryota, Metazoa, Echinodermata, Asteroidea, Valvatida, Acanthasteridae. The record is from RefSeq and is a predicted model, not a curated record.